AUGGAGGUCUUCAAUCUGUGGAGGGAUUAUCUGGGACUAGCCAGUGUGGUGGGGGCUCUCCGGGAGGAAAAGAUGGAGCCCCAGGGAUCAGGGUCAGAGCCAGACCCAGGCCCUGGCCCCAGCCUAAGGCAGGAACUCCUGCCCCCCAGGGACCCCCUCUGCACCUUUUGCAAGCACAAUGGGGAGUCUCGGAACAUCUACUUAUCCCACACGCUGAAGGACGAGGAAGGCCGGGUGGUAUGCCCCAUCCUGAGGAAAUAUGUGUGCCCACAGUGCAGAGCCACCCAAGACAAUGCCCACACCAAGCGCUUCUGUCCGCUCACCAGCAAGGGCUACAUGUCUGUGUAUAGCUACACAGCCCGCAAUUCGGCUGGCAAACGGGCCACACUGCAGUGGCCCACAGAGGAGCCGGGCCUGGCCAAGGCCAGGACCAAGAGGAUUCCAGCAAUCCCUGAAGGAAAACCUCCCACCCGGACUCCAGAUGAAAGCAAUGCAGGCAGUGACACAGGUUCAAAAGCCUCCACAACUGCUUUUCUCACUCUGCAACCAUGA
This is a messenger RNA of Dromiciops gliroides (monito del monte), 552 nucleotides long. It is a transcript of the gene NANOS3, whose product is annotated as nanos C2HC-type zinc finger 3. Gene Ontology annotation, cellular component: perinuclear region of cytoplasm. The transcript is spliced from 2 exons. The record is from RefSeq and is a predicted model, not a curated record. Bases 1 to 552 code for a protein of 183 amino acids. Gene Ontology annotation, molecular function: zinc ion binding; mRNA binding. Lineage: Eukaryota; Metazoa; Chordata; Mammalia; Microbiotheria; Microbiotheriidae. Gene Ontology annotation, biological process: negative regulation of translation; oogenesis.